CCCAACUUUUCUACUUCCGCCCUUUCCCGACUGGCGGGCGCGGAGGCUUUGCGCCUGAGGUGAGGACGUUUUAGGUCUGGACAUCCAGCUUGAAAGGGUAGGCUUGUGCCCCGGGUCAAGGAACAGCAAGUCCCGGAAACCCCUCCUGCCCCAACGUGGGACUCCCACCGCCUGUCUCCGAGCCCUCUCCGAGCCCGGCCAGUGGGUAAACCUGGGAAAGGUGAAUGGGGGCGGGCUCCGGGCCCGUAGGCCUAAGUCUCAGCAUCUCUGAAACAAAGCAGCUCUUUUGUGGCAGAAAGGUGGGGACAAGAGUCCCAUCUCAGAGGGGCCACCCUCAUCAGAGCUUCAGAACAGAUGCAGAAAAACCCAGAAAGGAGCAGGUUGUGAUUCGCUCCAAGGUGAUUAAGAACUAGAUCUUAAUCACCUUGCCUAGAGAGAGCCAGACUUGGUGAUGUCACCACAUCCAGAAUCCGUCACAGACUGUGUGACCAUGGAAACUGUGGAUCAGCUUGCAGAAGGUGAUUCUGAGCUACUGUCACGCCGUGUUCAUAACUCGUGGCAUCUAGAGCUUAUUCUUCACAGUUCUUUGCAUUCUCUCAGGAGCAGCAGAAAAUGAACAUAUCUCAGGCAUCAGUGUCAUUCAAGGACGUAACUGUCGAACUCACCCAGGAGGAGUGGCAGCAAAUGGGUCCUAUUCAGAAAACCCUCUACAGAGAUGUGAUGCUAGAGAACUACAACAACCUAGUCUCAGUGGGGAACUGCAUUUUCAAACCAGAGGUGAUCUUCAAAUUGGAGCAAGGAGGAGAGCCUUGGUUCUUAGAGGAAGAAUUCUCAAACCAGAGCCAUAAAGAAGACUACAGAGAUGAAAAUCUAAUCAAGAGGAACAAAAAAAUCAAAGACAAACACCUGCAGCAAGUAACAUUUAUAAAUAAUAAACAGUUGCCUAGAGAGGAAGAAGAAGUUUUGAGAAAACCAUUUAAUCUGCACAUAGUUCCUGUUUCUUCAUCAAAAAUGUCCUGUAAAUGUGACUCAUGCGGAGUGAAUUCGCAAAGUAUUUCUCAAUUUAUCAUUAAUAGUAGAACCUACUCAACAAAAAAAACAGAUUGUUAUAAGGUACAUGAAAAUUUGCCUUUCAAAAUUAAGCUUGAAAGAACUCAUACUGGAGAGAAAUUUUAUGAAUAUAAUAAAAAUCAGGAAACCCUCAGUUAUAAGGAAAAUCUUCCUGAACAUCAAAAGUGUCAAACAUUGAAGCAAGCUUUUGAAUUUAAUGGGAUUGGAAAAGCCUUUUAUGUUGAGGCUGGAUGUGUUAAACAUAAGAAUACUCAUACAGGACAACAAUCCUGUAAAGAUGGAGAGUUUAGGAAAAACUAUGACAAGACAACUCUCUUUGACCACGAAAGAACUGGGACAGGGGAGAAACACUCUCAUCUUAACCAGUGUGGGAAAUCCUUCUGUGAGAAGUCAGCUAUCAAGGAAUACAAUAAAUUUAACAUGACUGUGAAACACUGUGAAUGUAUUACAAGUGGGAAUAAUUUCAGCAGGAAGUCAUACUUUACUCAACCUCAGAGAACUCUCACAGAAGAGAAUCCAUUGGUAUGUAAUGACAGAACACAAACUGGAGAUACACACUUUGAAUGUCAUGAAAAUAGGAAGUCUUACCAGAAAGCCCACAAAGUACGCCAGAGAACUCACUAUGAAGUAAAACCCUAUAAAUGUAAUGAAUGUGGGAAAUCCUUCUGUCAAAAAGGACAUCUCAUUCAACAUCAGAGAACUCACACAGGAGAGAAACCAUUUGAAUGUAAUGAAUGUGGAAAAACUUUCUCCCAGAAGUCACACCUCAGUACACAUCAGAGAAUUCACACAGCAGAGAAACCCUAUAAAUGUAAUGACUGUGGGAAAACAUUUGUCCAGAAGUCAACCCUCAGGGGACAUCAGAGAAUUCACACAGGAGAGAAACCCUAUGAAUGUUGUGAUUGUGGAAAAUCUUUUGUUCAAAAGUCAACCCUCAGAGAUCAUCACAGAAUUCACACAGGGGAGAAAUCCUUUCAAUGUAACGAAUGUGGGAAAACUUUUGGCCAGAAGUCAAACCUCAGAAUACAUCAGAGAACUCACAGUGGUGAGAAAACUUAUCACUGUAAAGAAUGUGAAAAAUCCUUCUGGCGAAAAGACCAUCUCAUUCAACAUCAGAAAACACACACAGGAGAGAAACCAUUUGAAUGUAAUGAGUGUGGGAAAACUUUUGCCCGGACAUCAACCCUCAGAGUUCAUCAGAGAAUUCACACUGGGGAAAAACCAUUUAAAUGUAAUGAAUGUGGGAAAAAAUUUGUCCGGAAGGCAAUCCUUAGUGAUCAUCAGAGAAUUCAUACAGGGGAGAAACCCUUUCAGUGUAAUAAAUGUGGGAAAACUUUUGGUCAGAAAUCAAACCUUAGAAUACAUCAGAGAGCUCACAGUGGGGAGAAAUCUUAUGAAUGUAAUAAUAUGGAAACUUGCCUAAGAAGUCAACCCUAAGUGUAUACCAGAGAAUUCAGGGAGGGGGGGAAAUCAAAUUGAUAUAAUAACUGUGGAAAAUUCUUCUGACUAAGAGACCAACCUAUUUGACAUCAGAAAAUUCACAAAGGAGAAAAACCAUAUAAGUCUGAAUAUAGGAAGAAUUUUGCCCAAAAGGCAACUCUGAGAGUGUAUCAGAGAAUUCACACAGGAUUUCUUUCAAGGUGCUCUGGAAACCCUGUUGGAUGGAGUCAUGCCUUGUUAGAUAACUCAUAUCACAUGUGCUGGUAAUCUUCUCAUUAGUAAGAAUUUGAUAGCUAAACUAAAUUUCCCUAUCUCCCUUUCAUCUAAGUGGGGCUUUGUGACUGGCUAGUAGACUGAGAAUGCUCAUGUUGUAUGCCACACCUAGUUCUGACUUCCCUGGUCCCAGCAGUAUCUCAGUCAUACAUGGAAUAGUAGCAACUAUCCCUUAGAGAGGAAAUGUAUCCCCCACUUUGCUGCCUGAAGCAAAGCUGCUGGCUCAGUAGGACCCUCAACUCAUAAGUACUCUAAUUGGGCCUGUUUCACUGAUGGUUUUGCUAGUUGAAACCACUUGGACACUGUGACUGUUCAACCUCAGUGCCAUUAUGCAGACCACAAAGCUAAUGUGGCCGCUCCUGUCACUGGGCAGAACACAAAGAUGUUCUCAACUCUAGCCAGUAUUCCCUCUGAUGAAACUUGGUGCGUUUUCAUUGAUUCUUGGGUUCUUACUGUACCUAGCUAUCUGACGUGCCUGUUGUAAAACUAUAGGCAUAUAAAAGCACCCCUGUUUGGUGCUGUGAACUGUGGGGGGAAAAUCACAGCUGCUGAGCACAACGUCUGGGUUUUUCAACUAGAUUCACAUGGUAAAGAGACUAUUCUCUGAUAAGACUGACUGGAAUCAAGUUGCUGAUCAAGCCCCCACUACCCUGAUUGCCAGCAUUGCUACCUGAAUCCACAUCAUACUGAUGGCAAAACAUUUACCAUUUUACCCUGGAUACAAAGUAAAGGUCUGUAUAUAUCCAAUGUUUCCUUUGGUGUCAUUUGAUACAAGAAUGUAGUUUUUUUCUUCUGGAUUAGUAGCCAGUGCUCCAUAUGCCAUUUGAUUCAUCCCUUUCCUACUGAUUUUAAAUAUCUUCAUAUACUAACUUGUCAUUUGUAAACAUAUUGCAUAUGACUGACUACUCAUGACCAUAUUAGUAACAGAUUCUCCUUUUAUGAACAGGGAUGGCACAUACCUCAUAUUAGCCAAAAAUACCCUGUCUUUCUGGCCUGAUACUGAAUGUUUCACUGAAGGGUAUUUGAAUCAAGUUUAGAAAAGGAGAAUACCUCCUAGGACUUUGGAAAUGAAACAUCACAGACCAGUUACAUUGUUACUCCAGAGCUGCCAGCAGCAUUGUGAAGAAGAUUCAACUGCGAUAAGAGAAAAUAAUGUCCAGUUAGUACUAUAUUCCCUGAAAAUCAAGAGAUUACUGUUUACUCUGUUUUUAUAAUUGUUGGUAAUAUAAAGACAGUCAUUCUUUCAUAAAAUUUCUGUUUCUUAAGAUGCGUAGAAUCAUCUCCUUUACACCCCCUUUCGUAUAUCAUCUUUUAGGAUUAUGAUUGGAUUUGCUAUUAAGUGCAGGACUAUCUACCCUCCAAGAUGGAACCAAUUCACCCAAGUGGCCUGAAUGGGAGGCCAGGUGACAAAGUCCCCUGAUGGCACUUAGGCUGUAUCUGCUGUCUCCUUGGUGGGGAAGCCUCUCCAGAUAAUACAUUAUCAACUGGAGACCAUGGUCUAUGCUGUAG
Molecule: messenger RNA, 4293 nt
Organism: Mesoplodon densirostris (Blainville's beaked whale)
Lineage: Eukaryota; Metazoa; Chordata; Mammalia; Artiodactyla; Ziphiidae
Gene: ZNF510
Product: zinc finger protein 510
Exons: 7
Coding region: 613-2508 (631 amino acids)
Biological process (GO): negative regulation of transcription by RNA polymerase II
Cellular component (GO): nucleus
Molecular function (GO): RNA polymerase II cis-regulatory region sequence-specific DNA binding; DNA-binding transcription repressor activity, RNA polymerase II-specific; DNA-binding transcription activator activity, RNA polymerase II-specific
Source: RefSeq, a predicted model, not a curated record